Messenger RNA from Onthophagus taurus, 718 nucleotides. The record is from RefSeq and is a predicted model, not a curated record. Lineage: Eukaryota; Metazoa; Arthropoda; Insecta; Coleoptera; Scarabaeidae.
UACAUUGUAGCUUUAAACAUUUUACGGCAGUUAUAAAUUUGAAUAAAUCCCUUGUUACCCAGUUAUCAAAUCGAGAAGUAUUAAUAUCAAAAUUUUAUCUAAACCGCACCUUUAAUUCGAUAUAAAACUUAUUACUUUUUCUUAUCAUAACAGUACUCAAAAUGGAUUUAAAGGAGAAAGUAGCUAUAGUAACAGGAGCGAGUUCCGGUGUAGGAGCAGCAACAGUAAAAGCUUUAUUAAAGCUCGGAAUGAAGGUUGUUGGAAUUGCAAGAAGAAAAGAAAAGAUUGAGGAACUCCGUCAAAACUCCAAUGAUAAAUUGUUUGCGUUAAAAGUCGAUCUUAGAAAUCCGGAAGAAAUUUUAGACGGUUUUAAGUGGAUCGAGAAAAACGUAGGACUGAUUCAUGUUUUAAUCAAUAAUGCCGGAAUUGGAAUACCGACACCAAUCAUAAAUGGCAACAUCGAUUCUUGGAAAUCGGUUUUAGAUACCAAUUUCAUUAGCGUGGCGAUCACGUGUCGUGAAACAAUUCGAAUUAUGCAAGAAAAUAACACUGAUGAUAUCGAGAAAAUUUAUUCGGAAUUACCCUAUUUAUCUGGAGAGGAUAUAGCUGAAACAAUUUUAUAUUUACUAUCUACUCCUUUACAUGUUCAUGUCACAGAGUUUGUUGUUAGACCUAUAGGAGAAAAUUUUGAAAAUAUUAUGAAAACGUUAAAAAGAGC